This is a messenger RNA of Papilio polytes (common Mormon), 751 nucleotides long. RefSeq names its product V-type proton ATPase subunit e 2-like. The transcript is spliced from 4 exons. The record is from RefSeq and is a predicted model, not a curated record. NCBI's taxonomy places the organism in Eukaryota, Metazoa, Arthropoda, Insecta, Lepidoptera, Papilionidae. The coding region runs from base 92 to 355 and encodes 87 amino acids. Gene Ontology annotation, cellular component: plasma membrane proton-transporting V-type ATPase complex; proton-transporting V-type ATPase, V0 domain. Gene Ontology annotation, molecular function: proton-transporting ATPase activity, rotational mechanism. Gene Ontology annotation, biological process: proton transmembrane transport.
CAACAUUAUAAACAAGUCCUCCAUUUUUUGAGGCAGCUGAUAUUUGUUUUAUAGUUUGCACCCACAAAUUUAAUUCUAUAACUGUUCCAAAAUGGGUGCUUCCUUCGUUCCCAUCACCGUUUUCACCGUUUUAUGGGGCAUAGUGGGUAUCGUAUGUCCUAUUUUUGCCCCCAAAGGGCCCAACAGAGGAAUAAUCCAAGUGGUGUUAAUGUUAACGGCGGCAACGUGUUGGUUAUUCUGGCUGUGUGCGUACAUGGCGCAGAUGAACCCCCUCAUUGGGCCCAGACUGAACAAUGACACAUUAAUCUGGAUCGCUCACACCUGGGGCAAUCCGCUAGAAGCUGGCACCAAGUAAACAAGACGGGGUCAAGUUCGAAGCCCUUUUUAAAACCUUAAUGUUUCCAAUAUGAGUGUUUAAGAAUCUAUGUUAAGAAUACAACACUGACCUCUAUUUAUCUCCGCUGGAUGGGUCGAGUUUAAGACCUCUUAAAUGGUCUUAAACGCAAUAAUCAUUGCCAAAAUUGUGAAAAUCGAACAGGCAGGCACAUAAUAUAACGACUUAUAACCUGUCCAGUGGAUUAUAGAGAUCAGUGUCCAAUAUAUGAAAUGUUGAUUUAAUUUUAACAGGAGCAAAGGCAAACUUCUCUUUACAGCCACCAACAAUCGUCGGGUUAUUCGACCUUUUAAUUAGUAAAAUAUUUUUCUUUUUAAGGUGCUAAUUUUGUUUUAAUAAUUGGACAUGUAAAGUUUU